AUGUCUCAGUCAAUUCAAAAACCAGUCAGACAAUUAUCACUAACAAGUACAAUACGGAAAAAAAAUCAGUCUAUUAAUAAUCAACACCGUCAUAGUUUGUCAGCAAUAAAAACUGAUUGUCGUAAUCGACGUUUAGCAACAUCAUUCUCUAUACCAGUUCUUCUCGAUACGAUGGAUGAAUUUUUUCAAGCUACGAAAAAUAUGGAAGAUGAAAUAAUGUUACCAACAAAACUUAAAGAUAUGUCUGUUGAUGAAAUAAUUUCUGAAAAUUCAGUUCAAGUAGAAAAUUGGCAUGAAGUUUAUACAUUUGUUCGUGGUAUGCGAAAUCAACUACAAUGUAUGUGUCCAUUUGCUGAGGACGCUAAUGAUAAUAAUACUGAUUUAAAUAAUAAACAAAGACAACAUUCUAAUGAUGAUGAAGGAAUAAUUGUUUCAAUAUCUGAUAAUAAUCAAUUUUCUUCAGCAUCAUCAACAGGUUCAUAUGAUGAAUCUGAACACAGCUCAACAUCAUCUGGAACUGCAUCACAUGAAGCAAUUAAAGAUGAAUUAAAAUAUCAUUAUUAUGGUCUUUUUCAAUCACUUAAUAAUUUAACAUCAAUGGCUAAUCGUGUCAAAGAUAAAUAUCGAGAAGAAUCUGGUUUUUAA
Messenger RNA from Adineta steineri, 645 nucleotides. The record is from the annotation of a GenBank genome assembly. NCBI's taxonomy places the organism in Eukaryota, Metazoa, Rotifera, Eurotatoria, Adinetida, Adinetidae.